AUGAAAAGUCCAGACGCGCCGCCGAGUCGAAUAAGGGUUGUUGCGGAAGAAUCGGAAAUGCCGACAACGAUAUUGCCACCAGCACAGAUUGAAGAUAAUCAAAAUGCAGCUGCAGUUAGUAGUCCUCCCCUCCCAGCACUUAUUAAAAGGGUAGAAAAUGAAUUAACGGAUAAUCCAUUUCGUCCGGAAGAAUCUCUGUUUCAUGAAGUUGAUCCGAUCGUGGAAGCAUACAAGAAAAAACCUUAUCCACCGUCAUUACCUGGUUCGCAGAACACAACACCUGUGAAAGGCGCUAAUCAAGCAUAUUUAAACGGCAUUUCGCCGUCAUCGUUAGUAGCGGAUAAAGAAAUGGAGCCUCAAGUGACGGGCACAACACCACUGAUGAAUAGUAGUGAUCGGGUUGGUAUGGAAGAUGGUAUGGCUGAUUUGCCAAAAGCUCGACAAGUGGAAUGUGUACGCAUCGAAAAAAAGAAGUGCGGUUGUUGUAACCUACAGUAG
Acanthocheilonema viteae is the source of this 498-nucleotide messenger RNA. Lineage: Eukaryota; Metazoa; Nematoda; Chromadorea; Rhabditida; Onchocercidae. The record is from the annotation of a GenBank genome assembly.